Colossoma macropomum (tambaqui) is the source of this 2108-nucleotide messenger RNA. RefSeq names its product abhydrolase domain containing 16A, phospholipase (gene abhd16a). Gene Ontology annotation, molecular function: glycerophospholipase activity; monoacylglycerol lipase activity. NCBI's taxonomy places the organism in Eukaryota, Metazoa, Chordata, Actinopteri, Characiformes, Serrasalmidae. Gene Ontology annotation, cellular component: endomembrane system. The record is from RefSeq and is a predicted model, not a curated record. The transcript is spliced from 20 exons. Gene Ontology annotation, biological process: phosphatidylserine catabolic process; monoacylglycerol catabolic process. The coding region runs from base 38 to 1669 and encodes 543 amino acids.
AGCCACUCCGGCUUCCGUAGCCGUCGACCGAGAAACGAUGGCCGGCUGGUUGUGGCUCCGCUGCCUGUUCGGGCCCAGCCUGCAUCGGAUUCACCGUCCACCUCAGCAGCCCCGACCCGAAGGAAGAGCAGGGAGGCGGGGUUGGGAUUACCUGCCAAGAAGUUUGGAAAGGCACACGGACAACAUCCUCGGUUGGGCCUCAGCGCUGUGGUCCCUGUCCUAUUACAGCUCACCUCUCAUUCUCUGCUAUCUGUAUAGAAAAGGCUAUAUCUGCAGCAGCAAGUUAGUUCCGGUCACUCAGUAUGUCGGCACAGUGCUGGUGUGUUUGCUGGGAGUAGCCUGUCUAAGAGGCUGGGGUCGCUGGAGAAACCCUGAGUAUCUUCAGUUCAUCAGCAUUCUGGAGGAGACCAGGAGGAACCACACGCCCAGCAACAAGAAAAAACUCGCCAGCUAUGACUUUGACUUCUCACACUGGCCGGCAGAUUUCAGUUGGAAAGAAGUCAGCAAUCCGAAGUUGUCUAAGGGGGGCGUCUCGCUGCUGAAGCCGGAGCCCAAACACAGAGGGGCCACAGACAGUCUGCUGAAUUCAGUACGAACACUACCGUGCCACAUCAUUAGCUAUCUUAUAGCUCACUCGUUUGGCCGGAGGAUGCUGUACCCAGGCUCUGUUGGCCUGCUGCAGAAGGCCAUGAGACCCAUGCUGCAACAGGGACAAGCCAGACUUAUUGAGGAGUACGAAGGACAGCGGAACAAGCUGAUAUCGUGUGAUGGAAAUGAGAUCGACACUAUGUUUGUGGACCGGAGGGGAGAAAGAGUACCAAACGGCAAAACUCUGGUGAUCUGCUGUGAGGGGAAUGCAGGCUUCUACGAGGUGGGCUGCAUGAACACUCCACUGGACGGUGGAUACUCAGUUUUGGGCUGGAAUCAUCCAGGCUUUGCGGGCAGUACGGGCGUGCCGUUCCCUCAGAACGAGGCCAACGCCAUGGACGUGGUGAUUCAGUUCGCUGUGCACAAGCUGGGCUUCCAGUUAAACGACAUUGUUGUGUACGCCUGGUCAAUAGGGGGCUUCACAGCUAGCUGGGCGGUGAUGUCGUACCCUGAGAUCCGCGCGCUGGUUCUGGACGCCUCGUUUGAUGACCUCUUGCCUCUGGCCCUGAAGGUCAUGCCGGAGAGUUGGAGGCCGCUGGUGACCCACACAGUCCGGCAGUACAUGAACUUGAACAAUGCAGAGCAGCUUUGCAAGUACCAGGGACCAGUGCUGUUGAUCAGAAGAACCAAAGACGAAAUCAUCACAACCACGGGACCAGAAGACAUCAUGUCCAACAGAGGCAAUGAUCUGCUGCUCAGGCUGCUCCAGCACAGAUAUCCUAAGGUAAUGACAGAGGACAGUCUCCGGGCGGUCAGACAGUGGCUGGCAGCAGGGUCGCAGGUGGAGGAAGAGUCUGUGUACAUUGGGUAUGAGGUUGAUGACGACUGGUGCCUGUCUGUGCUUCAGUCCUAUCAGACCGACCGAGAAACGCCGUUCCCCUGGAGCGUCGGUGAGGACAUGACGGCGGAGGGCAGACGGCAGCUCGCUCUUUUCCUGGCCCGAAAGUACAUGAGGAAUUUUGAGACGACACAUUGCACUCCGCUCCCCAUCUCCGAGUUCCACAUGCCCUGGAAGCUUUAGAGAGUGGAAGAAAGGGAUGGAAAGAGAGAUGAAGACCUCAGAGGAAAUUUGGUGUCAGAAGUUCUGGUUGUUGAGAUCGUGUUUUGUUGGUUGUCUGCAUGGUCCGGUAGUUUUUUUUUUCUUUUUUUAAUUUAAAUUCAGGAUAUUUUUUUUUAAAAUGAUCUGCCUCGGGAAAACUUCUGUUGCAGUUGACCGCUGUUUUUUAAGGUUAUUGAAGAUGAAGACAGUGAAGGUUGGUGCUGCUUGAGAUUCAAGCUGCCUUAGCUUUUGUUCUGAAGGGACUCAGCCAAUCCCUUUUUCUCUCAGUCCAUUUUUUUUUUGUCCUCCGUUUUGUGAGCACUCUUAUGAACCUGAUUCAUACCAUAAAAUAAUGCCCUGAAUGUUAUUGUAUUAAACAUGCAUAAUAAAGCUGUGAGACCUUGUGGUUGGUUAAUGUAAA